This is a messenger RNA of Paramecium sonneborni, 702 nucleotides long. The record is from the annotation of a GenBank genome assembly. Lineage: Eukaryota; Ciliophora; Oligohymenophorea; Peniculida; Parameciidae.
AUGCAAGAGUUUUUGAUGAUAAAAAGACCAUAAGCUUGGAAGCAAUUUAAAUUUAAUUUAGGAAAACCAAUAAAAUGGGUGUCAUAAUUUUAAAAAUAAUCAUCUUAAUAUUAAAGAUUCGACUAAAUAUAAGAGCUAAAUAAAUAUUAGAUUAUGGGCACAUUUUCUUUGUUUUUUGUAUUUAUUUUCGCUUUAGGAAACCUCUUCAAUAAAUAUAAUAUCUAUCAUUAGAAAGAUUAAAUGAAUUAAAUAUCUGAAAAUGAUUUAGCUUAAAUUAUAACAGAAGUUAGUCGAGAGUAAAAAGAUAAAAAAGAAUUAUAUAAAUCAGAUUAAAAUAGAUUAGGCGCUACUGUAGAAUAAAUAAGUAAUUCAGCUUUAAAUAUAUCAGCUGUUCAUCAAGAUUAAAUAAAUGAAACAUUAUCAAAUAAUUCAGCUUAAAAUAUAUUAGGUGAUAGUCAAGAUUAAAUAGAUGAUACAAAAUCAAAUAUUUUAACUAAUAAUCUAACAGAUGUUAGUAAAGAUGCUAGUAAAGAUUAAAUAGAUGAUACAAAAUCAAAGAUUACAACUUAAAAUCUAACAGAUGCUAGUCAAGAUUAAAAAGAUGAUACAAAAUCAAAUAUUUCAACUUAAAAUCUAACAGAUGCUAGUCAAAAAUAUCUGAUCAAUAUUGACAAAGAAUAAAUUUUAUAAGAGAUAAUUUGA